This is a messenger RNA of Clonostachys byssicola, 711 nucleotides long. NCBI's taxonomy places the organism in Eukaryota, Fungi, Ascomycota, Sordariomycetes, Hypocreales, Bionectriaceae. The record is from the annotation of a GenBank genome assembly.
AUGCACAUCUCCGUCCUUUGCUACAUUUACCUACACCAAUCGCCAAUCCCAGAAGAAUUUUUAGAUCAGCUCGGACGCUUACUCGACUCGCAGGAUCGGUUCUGCAUAGAAUAUAUCAAAAAAUUGAGCGGACCGGUUCAUCCAGCUCUCUCGGCCCAUCGCGGCCUGGCUGUGGCCGAAGAUGAAGACCGUUCUGGGCUGAUUGUUGCCUCGAGCAUGUGGCCCAGUGCGGAAGCCUGCCAAGAAUGGUUCACUUCGAAAACGGGUGUCGAAUUGGUGGACGGGAUGUCCGCCUUUCACGACGCAGAGCGUUUGGACAUCGUCAUGGUCGACGGGGUCUUUAUCCACGAGGAGGAAUCAGAGGAAAACUCCGCCUUGAUGGAGGCCCAGAGGGUUGAAAUAACGCGCUGGCGAGUGAAUCUCAACGACAAAGAGCGCUUUCAAUCCGCGUUUGACGCGCUCGAGCAACAAAAGCUCAAAUCGGGCAAGCAAAGUAACAUCUGGAGUGCUUGGCAGCUGGAUUCAUGGCCGGCGAGGCCCGACUCGGACACUAUCAAGGUCUUUGUGAUGAUUGCGAAAUGCGAGGACGACUCAAGGGAAGACGGCUCUGUAGAGGAGAAGGCUUGCGAAGAUGUUGCCAUAUCUGUUGAGAAGAAAUUCUGGACACCAACAUCCCUCGGGUUUGGACCAUCACGAAAGAGCAAACUAUAG